Drosophila eugracilis is the source of this 1697-nucleotide messenger RNA. It is a transcript of the gene Drep4, whose product is annotated as DNA fragmentation factor subunit beta. Gene Ontology annotation, cellular component: nucleus; cytoplasm. Gene Ontology annotation, biological process: apoptotic process; apoptotic DNA fragmentation. Gene Ontology annotation, molecular function: DNA endonuclease activity. Bases 115 to 1467 code for a protein of 450 amino acids. The transcript is spliced from 3 exons. Lineage: Eukaryota; Metazoa; Arthropoda; Insecta; Diptera; Drosophilidae. The record is from RefSeq and is a predicted model, not a curated record.
GCUAGUGUUGGUAAGCAGAAAAUUGACCAGUUCGUUUAUUUUGCUUUGUCCGCCCAAAAGGAAACUUGCUACAAGGACUGCACUUCAAAGUUGACUUUAUUAUGAGCCAGAAUCAUGCUCAGUUACAUUAGAGAUGCAAUCAUGGCCCCAACGACUCGCAGCUGUUCGAAUAACAACAGAAAUAGCGAGACAGCAGGAGGAGCUCUAAAGGAUGUGAACUCAUCUGAAUCCAAGGAAGCACUAGAUGCUCCAAUGCGUGGUUACAAGGUUACUGAUAAUGAAAGAACAAGGAAAUACGGCAUUGGAGCCAAUUCCCUGGAUAUGCUGAUAAGCAAAGCAAGCAAUAAAUUUCCGCUACUUGAGCUGCAUUUGUAUUUGGCUUCUGAUGGUUUCGAGGUGUCCGAUGAUGAGUACUUAAACAGUCUGCCCUCCCAGACACUCUUUAUCGUGGCUGGACCAGAUGCAGUUAUAACUACAGAUGCUGACUUUGAGUUUGAAAAAAUACGACAGCAAUCGCCACUGCUUAAAGUGGCUGACAUAUUCUACGACUUUAUCGAACAGCAUCCCGAGAAGUUUCGUCGUAUGAUAACAGAAUACGAGCACCAGAAGCACCGACUCGUUCUGGACAACACCAAAGCGCACCUUAGCCUAAAGGCCGAGCACUUGGAGUGGUUUGAGGGCGGGGAGGAGCGGUUCCAGUCCAAGGAGGAGGCCAUGGCCAUGCGAGCUCAGACACGUGUACGCGGCUACUAUUAUAAGGCCAAGGACGAGCUAACCCGAAAUCCUCUUUACCGCCAGAAUGCCAAGGCUCGGCAAGUGAUAAACUCUAUACUGGAGCAAUUUCGAUACUUGCUUAUCGGAUGUGACUAUUUCUCCAUGAUGUUCAACAGAAAGUGCCAGCAAAAACAUGAAUUCCUUCAGCAGCACCUGAGUGAAGAGGAAACAGACGCUGUCAGUCUGCCUAGCAAAAGAUUGAGGCAGGUGAUUAAGGAGUACACUAAAGAGAAUUGCAUACUAGAUGAAUGGUCCGUUUCCUUGUGCUCUGACUUUGGUGACUUCUAUUGCCAGGGUGCCUACUCGGAAAAUGGCAACUGUUGCUCCAUGCAGCAUACCAUCAAUCCGUAUGCAUCCCGUGAGAAUCUGAUUUUGUUUCAGGUCUGGAAUCUGGACCACCAAAUUGAGCUGUGCCGCACGAUUCUUCCUGCACUGGUGGCUAAUGUAGAGGACCUUGUUUCCCAUCCGCAGCGCAAGUGCUCGUUGCACAAUAAGAAAGUGGUCGACAUUUCGGUACUCGAGUACUUUUUAGAAAUAUUUUCUCUGAAGAAUCUUAAACUUGUUCAUAUAGUUUGCCAUGAGAAGGUGCAGCGCUCAAACCGAUCAAACGGUCGUCUGCUGUGCACCGACUGUCAUGAGUACCGGAUUGUGCAAGAGCUUAUGAAAGUACAGGUGGAUACCCCAACUUCUUAGGCGGUUUUUUUGAAUAAUUUAAAACCAAUUACCUUGACAAGCAAUAUUGUAAACAAUAACUUUAAAAAUCGUUGACUUUUCACUAUUCUUCUGUAUCUCUUAGUUUUAGUCUUUUUUUUAAUACAGAUCUCAAAUGAGAUAAGUUGUACAAAUGAAAAAUAUCUCCAAGUUAACUAUCAAACAGUACUGUUGAAAGUAUUUACAUAUUAAAUACGUAAACUAUUAACAUA